GGAAGAGACAACUGAUUUUGAGAGGUUUAUAGACACCAAUGAUGUCUAUGGCGACGACUAAAUCAUUUCUUUUGGGUAAAGAAAUUUAUUUGAUUGAGAAAGUGAAGAGAGAUAUAUAUGGCAAAAUAAUAAUAUAAAUGAUAGCCGUCUUGAGAACUCUAGAAGGGAAAAUGUACGUCAUUUAACGUGUAUUUGUGUUAUUCAACCGUGCCUUGAAUCGGUACAAUAUUUAUCAGAAGAACUACGUUCACCAAAAUAUGGACGUUAUUUUGUUUAUUUUACAAAUAUUCUUAGAAAAAACUAUCUAGAAAUGUUGGCAGCAUCAGAUGAUCAUGAAGUUGUACAAUCAUUACAGGAGAUUUUUUCAGAUUAUUUAGCAGUUCAUUCUGAUUUAGCAGCUCUUUAUUUACCUAUUUCAACACAUAAUCUUUGGAAUAAUAGAUGGGAUACAUGGGAUUCAAUAGCUUUACAAAAGUCACGUGACGGACUGAUAUCUAUACUGUUAUCAUUGAAAAAGAAGCCAAUUAUACGGUAUGAAAAGAACAGUAAUAUGGCAAAAGUUCUUGGUAAUGAAGUGAAAAAUAAGAUGGAAGAAGAGGAGCAAUUGUUUAAUUUUUAUCGUAUGGAUACAGCACCAAUUCUUUUGAUAUUAGAUCGUUGCAACGAUCCAGUGACGCCAUUAUUAACUCAAUGGACAUAUGAAGCAAUGGUUCAUGAAUUAGUAGGGAUUGAGAAUGGAUGUGUUGAUAUUUCAAAUAUGAUAUAUGAAAAAAAACUUAAAGAAAUUAUUUUAUCUCCUGAGAAGGAUACAUUUUUUAAGGAAAAUAUGUACUUAAAUUUUGGGGAUUUAGGUACACGUAUUAAAGAAUAUGUGGAUCAUUAUCAUUCAAAAACGAAAUCGAAUAUUGAAAUUCAAAAUGUAUCGGAUAUCAAGCGAUUUAUUGAAGAAUACCCAGAAUUCCGGCAAUUAUCAGGAAAUGUUAGUAAGCAUGUGAUAUUAAUGAGUGAACUUAGUACUCGAGUGAAUAAGGAAUCCUUAUUAGAGGUUAGUGAACUGGAACAAAACUUAGCAUGUAACGAUUCCCACUCAGCAGAUUUAAAAAUUUUGCAAAAACUUAUUCAAAGCCCAAUUUCAAACAAUAACAAGAUUCGACUAGUACUUCUUUAUGCUUUGCGCUAUGAAAAAAACAGAAAUAACGUACUUUCAUCUCUUUUAUUAUCAUUGGCACAAGCUGGCGUAACACCAAAGGAACUUUCUAUCAUUAAUACACUUCUUGAAUAUGCUGGAUCAAGUAAACGACUAGACAACUUAUACGAAUUAGAAAGCAUCUUUUCAAGAGCAAGAAGUGGGUUUAAUGGAUCAAACGACGUUGAAAAUGUAUAUACACAACAUCGACCUCGUUUACAAAACAUUCUUUUAUCUCUAAUUAAAGGCCGUCUACGGGAACAAACUCAUCCUUGUAUUGAAGAAAAUACUAUGUUAAAAGAAAAGCCUCAGGAUAUCAUUGUCUACAUGAUUGGCGGUACAACUUAUACUGAAGCAAGAAUUGUUCAUGAAAUUAAUCUUUAUAUACCAGGUGUUCGUAUUAUUCUUGCAAGUGAUCAUAUUCAUAACAGUAAAUCCUUUUUACAGCAAUUGAAACGUUUUAACACUACAGAAACAAAUAAAUAAAACAAA
Molecule: messenger RNA, 1678 nt
Organism: Pneumocystis carinii B80
Lineage: Eukaryota; Fungi; Ascomycota; Pneumocystomycetes; Pneumocystales; Pneumocystaceae
Exons: 7
Coding region: 311-1672 (453 amino acids)
Biological process (GO): vesicle-mediated transport; intracellular protein transport
Cellular component (GO): Golgi membrane
Source: RefSeq, a predicted model, not a curated record